Lytechinus pictus (painted urchin) is the source of this 1263-nucleotide messenger RNA. RefSeq lists its product as uncharacterized. The coding region runs from base 229 to 1263 and encodes 344 amino acids. The transcript is spliced from 10 exons. The record is from RefSeq and is a predicted model, not a curated record. Lineage: Eukaryota; Metazoa; Echinodermata; Echinoidea; Temnopleuroida; Toxopneustidae.
ACACACACUUGUUGGUGUAGCAGACGAUAUAAGGCAGCGUUACAAUACCAGGAAAGAUACCCAGUUUUUCAAUAAUGUUGGACACAAUCCACUCCUACGUAUCCAUCGAACCGUUCUCCAAAUCAAGCCUCUAGCAUGAUUUGAGAUUGGAAUCAUAUUCACCCCCUGUUAUUACAAGUACCUAGGUAGAAGAAGAAGGCAAGUGCAAGCACAAGCAACAUCAUCAUCAUGUCCACGGUGCAAAAGCUCAAGCCUUCCCUCGUGUUCACACUCGCCGUAUGCUUCGGGUCUCUAUUCAUCGAACAGACCGCCACUGAGAAUGCGAGGUGCCAUACAGAAUACACAUGGAUCUCCUCGGGUGGCAAUGAGUUUGGGUAUGAAGCCCUAAAUGAAGAAAUGUGUGGCAGCAGUAGUACCUGUGGCAACAAAUACCCGAAACCAGAGGGGCUCGAGGACAGACCCCCUCCUGUAGAAAACAAAACUGUAGAAUUGUCCUUCUUCAGCAUCAUCUUGGAUCCUACCAAAAACUCUACCUGUCUUGGGAUCACCUAUACUCUGAACCGUUAUGGGGCAUCCAAGGUAAAAGGAGUACAGUUUUUGUUGCAUGGACUUGGCUACAACAGCCACAACACUGAGUGUUGCCAGGUCCUGAACUACACAGUUGAACUGAGCUAUGAGGCUGUUGUCAGCAAUCCAAACUCAGGUGAACCUCGGCGAUUUCAGUUUGACUGUUUUUGUGAUCUGUGGCCUUUGGAGCCUUACAAACUUACCAUUCGGACUCUGCCAGUAGAUUUUGAUAACCAAACACUCCUUGAUCCGUCCAGCAUCGUCAGAGACUUCAAAGUACCAGGAUGUGAUUCACGCGAAUGGGACCAGUACUGUCAAAAGUCUAGAGAAGAGCUAUGGAAGCCACAGUUAUUACUGCCUGAGCAGCUCUUCCCAGAGUACAUGAAACUGAACGUCUCAUUCAAUAUUGCCCCUUCUGACUACCGCUUUGUGGAAUAUGUGAUCAGCGUUUAUAAAGUAGAUGUUCCAAGACCGUUGUACACUCAAGUUGCUCAUACUCCAUUGAACUCUGUGCCAGUGAUGGUCAAUGGAAUGAUGAUGGAUGUGACUAGUCUAAUCUUCACGUUGUCAGAAGAAGAUAUUGGAAAAUCCCUCCAUGUUUCAAUGUUCCCAAAGUGUGCCGAUGGUACACUAGACUGUAACACGCCAACCUAUACAGAUAAAACUAACAUUGUUGAAAUCAUAGUCCACAGAUGA